This is a messenger RNA of Miscanthus lutarioriparius, 2421 nucleotides long. NCBI's taxonomy places the organism in Eukaryota, Viridiplantae, Streptophyta, Magnoliopsida, Poales, Poaceae. The record is from the annotation of a GenBank genome assembly.
AUGCCGCCGCCGCCGCCGCCGCCGCCGCUCGGUGUCACCUCCCUGCCCCACCAGUGCUCCGUCCUCCUGCGGCGGCUCGCCGCGAGCCGCUCUCUAGCCUCCUCCUCCUGCUCAUCCUUCCUCCGCGCGCUCCGCUGCCUCCACGCGCGCCUUCUCACCUCCGCGCUCCUCCACGCGCCGACGCACCCGCACCUCACCCUCCGCCUCAUCCACCUCUACACCCUCUCCGGCGACCUCCCCGCCGCCGCGACACUCUUCCGCGCCGACCCGUGCCCCGUCGCCGCCACUUCCCUCGUCGCCGCGUACGCCGCCGCUGGCCGCCUCCCCGCCGCCGUCUCCUUCUUCGACGCCGUCCCGCCGGGGCGCCGCGACACCGUCCUCCACAACGCCGUGAUCUCCGCGUACGCCCGCGCGUCACACGCCGCGCCCGCGGUCGCCGUGUUCCGCUCCCUGCUUGCCUCCGGCUCCCUUCGCCCCGACGACUAUUCGUUCACCGCGCUACUGAGCGCCGCGGGCCACCUGCCUAACAUCUCUGUCCGGCACUGUGCGCAGCUGCAUUGCUCGGUGCCCAAGUCCGGCGCCGGGGGUGCCUUGUCGGUGUCCAACGCGCUCAUUGCGCUGUACAUGAAAUGCGAAUCGCCCGAGGCGACACGAGACGCGAGGAAGGUGCUCGACGAAAUGCCGGAUAAGGAUGAGCUUACGUGGACUACUAUGGUCGUUGGGUAUGUUAGGAGAGGCGACGUUGGUGCUGCUAGAUCAGUUUUCGAGGAGGUUGAUGACAAGUUUGAUGUCGUGUGGAAUGCCAUGAUCUCAGGGUAUGUUCAUUCAGGAAUGGCUGUGGAGGCGUUUGAGCUGUUUAGAAGGAUGGUGUUGGAAAGGGUGCCUCUUGAUGAGUUCACAUUUACUAGUGUUCUGAGUGCUUGUGCAAAUGCUGGUUUCUUUGCGCAUGGGAAGUCCGUCCAUGGUCAGAUCAUUCGGCUGCAGCCAAAUUUUGUACCCGAGGCAGCUCUGCCUGUUAACAAUGCCUUGGUGACCUUCUACUCAAAGUGUGGGAAUAUUGCUGUUGCGAGAAGGAUAUUUGACAAUAUGAAAUCGAAGGAUGUCGUCUCUUGGAACACCAUUUUGUCAGGGUAUGUUGAGAGCAGCUGUUUGGACAAGGCAGUCGAGGUAUUUGAGAAGAUGCCAUAUAAAAAUGAGUUGUCAUGGAUGGUGAUGGUGUCAGGAUAUGUGCAUGGAGGAUUUGCUGAAGAUGCACUUAAGCUGUUUAACAGGAUGAGGGCUGAGGAUAUCAAGCCGUGUGACUACACCUAUGCUGGCGCUAUAUCUGCAUGUGGUGAGCUUGGGGCACUGAAGCAUGGAAAGCAGCUCCAUGGGCAUCUUGUGCAGCUUGGUUUUGAGGGGAGCAAUUCUGCAGGAAAUGCACUCAUUACCAUGUAUGCUAGAUGUGGUGCUGUGAAAGAAGCUCAUCUUAUGUUCCUUGUGAUGCCCAAUAUUGACUCUGUUUCGUGGAAUGCUAUGAUUUCAGCCCUUGGGCAGCAUGGACAUGGAAGAGAGGCACUAGAGCACUUUGAUCGCAUGGUUGCUGAAGGCAUAUAUCCUGAUAGGAUCUCUUUCCUCACAGUAUUGACAGCUUGCAAUCACUCUGGCCUAGUGGAUGAAGGCUUUCGAUAUUUCGAGUCCAUGAAGAGGGACUUUGGCAUUAUACCUGGAGAAGAUCACUAUACGCGGCUGAUUGAUUUGCUCGGUCGGGCUGGACGGAUUGGAGAAGCUAGAGACUUGAUUAAGACAAUGCCUUUUGAGCCUACCCCAUCCAUUUGGGAGGCAAUUCUUUCCGGUUGCCGGACUAGUGGAGAUAUGGAACUUGGUGCUCAUGCUGCAGACCAGCUCUUUAAAAUGAUACCGCAGCAUGAUGGUACAUAUAUCCUUUUGUCUAACACUUACUCAGCUGCAGGACGUUGGGUAGAUGCUGCCAGAGUAAGGAAGCUAAUGCGUGAUCGAGGGGUUAAGAAGGAACCUGGGUGCAGCUGGAUAGAAGCUGGAAACAAAGUUCACGUGUUUGUCGUUGGUGAUACAAAACAUCCAGAAGCACAUGAAGUUUACAAGUUCCUUGAAAUAGUUGGCGCCAAGAUGAGAAAGCUCGGAUAUGUUCCUGAUACAAAGUUUGUAUUGCAUGACAUGGAGCCUCAUCAGAAGGAACAUAUAUUAUUUGCGCAUAGUGAGAGACUGGCGGUUGGUUUUGGACUCCUAAAGUUGCCUCCUGGAGCUACGGUUACAGUUCUAAAGAACUUGAGAAUAUGUGAUGAUUGUCAUGCUGCAAUAAUGUUCAUGUCAAAAGCAGUCGGAAGGGAGAUUGUUGUUAGGGACGUUAGACGGUUUCACCAUUUCAAGGAUGGAGAAUGUUCAUGUGGUAACUAUUGGUGA